AUGAAUUCAUAUAUUAGUACUGUAUCUAAGCUAAGUAAAGACGUCAUAAGCAGAAUAAAAGGUUUUGAUCGAUUUAAUUUAACUGAACAACAAGCAACAUUGAUUGAUGAAUUGAUACCAGAUGAAAAUUUAAGAAAACGAUAUAUAAAAAAUGGUUUGUGUGAG
Funneliformis mosseae is the source of this 165-nucleotide messenger RNA. Lineage: Eukaryota; Fungi; Glomeromycota; Glomeromycetes; Glomerales; Glomeraceae. The record is from the annotation of a GenBank genome assembly.